CCCACAGCUCUUCACUACGAUGAAAACAAAAAUACAAGCAGAAGUUGUCAAAACUACUUGGGCAAUCAAGUCGAGCGCGGUACGUGUGACCGACAGACGUCUCACGACUCUUUUCCGGAGUCGAUGGAAAUAGUGUUUCAACUUUCAAGACUAGGAGGUGAUAUGAGUUAUUUGGGUGACCGUGCAAUUUUGGCACCGACACUGCCUGUGGUUGAAGCUGUUAAUGGCUAUAUGACGGCUCUUAAUGUUGGUGAAGUUUCAAGAAUAUAUCUUAGUUCUAACAAUGUUUCUAAGGUAGAUUCUACGACCGAUCUAAUGGCAGAAAUGCACACACCUGAGUUCUUGAAUAGUAUUCAGAGAAAUGUUCAACAAUGUUUAAGUUUACAUUAAAUACAUAUUUACAAUGUUGUGGUUUCAACGUAUUAGUUGGAUGUUUUUUAUCUUUUAAGUACGGAGUAAUGCUUAGUACUCUCAUUUUGACCAUAA
This is a messenger RNA of Cuscuta epithymum, 486 nucleotides long. NCBI's taxonomy places the organism in Eukaryota, Viridiplantae, Streptophyta, Magnoliopsida, Solanales, Convolvulaceae. The record is from the annotation of a GenBank genome assembly.